AGGCUGUGGGCGGGACUGCCGCGGCGGAAGCUGGGAGGACAGCGGGGGCGGAGAUGUCUCCGGGGAGGAAGGCCCGGCCUGUGCGGAGGCUCCUCUGGGAGAAAAGACGCAGCGAGAGUCCCCGGGGAAUCCCCCAUCCGCCCCCAGUCGGGGACCCCGUCGCGCCUGCUCGGGACGAGCUCCAGGCGCCAGUUGCUAUAGGCAACCAGCUCUGGUGACCAACUGGUCCCGGUUGCCCGGGUUGUGCUGGGUUAGCGCUGGCAGGAUCGCAGGCCCGCAGCCCACCGAGGGUGAAGGCACCCCGCACAACACUCUCCCGACCAAGCCCUGGCAUGUCAGCACUUCGGUGGAGCCUUCCUUCCUAAAGGUGGGAAGAGUACCGGGGCACAUCUUGCUUCAUGUGCUGUCCUGUCUCAGCCCAGCUGUGGGGCGGUCAGGAGCCUCGUGGUGGAACAGCUGUUUGCUUUUCCCAUUCAAAGGGAAGGAUGAAAGCUCUACCUAAAAACAGGAUGUGAGCAGAAGAGACCUGUCAUUGUGAGUCUGGCCGCUGCUUGUCGCUGAUGUCAUCCCCAGGGUGACAUGACCUCGUGGCCAUGAACCUAAGUGGCUGCAGUUAAGAUGAAAACGGUACGGCACUCGGAACAGACACUUAGAACAGCUCUCAUCUCAAAGAACCCAGCACUUGUGUCCCAGUAUGAGAAGCUCGAUGCUGCAGAGCGGCGUUUGAUGAACGAAGCCUUCCGACCAGCCAGUGAUCUCUUCGGGCCCAUCACCUUGCAUUCGCAGUCAGAUUGGAUCACCUCCCAUCCUGAGCCUCCCCAAGACUUUGAAGAGUUUUUCAAUGAUCCUUCCAGAAAGACACCCUCUCGAGAGAAACACAGGAUUUAUAUACAGUGCAUUGGAUCUCUAGGAAAUACCAGAAUUAUCAGCGAAGAAUAUGUUAAAUGGCUCAAGGGCUACUGUGAAGCAUUUUUCUAUGGCUUGACAGUGAAACUCCUAGAACCAGUCCCUGUCUCUGCAACAGGGUGUGCCUUUAGAGUCAAUGAUAGCACGAAGAACCUACAGAUACAUGCAGGGCACAUCCUGCACUUCUUGAAAAAGAAGAAACCUGAAGAUGCUUUCUGCAUUGUGGGAGUAACGAUGAUUGAUCUUUACCCAAGAGACUCCUGGAAUUUCGUCUUUGGACAGGCCUCUUUGACAGAUGGUGUGGGGAUAUUCAGCUUCGCCAGGUAUGGCGGUGACUUUUACAGCUCAAGCUACAAAGGCAAAGUGAAGGCGUCGCAGAGACAAUCUUUGCGUGACUAUUCGGCGUUUGAUAACUAUUACACUCCUGAAGUGACCAGUGUUCUGCUGCUUCGGUCCUGCAAGACUUUAACCCACGAGAUUGGACACAUAUUUGGACUUCGACACUGCCAGUGGCUGGCAUGCCUAAUGCAAGGCUCCAACCACUUGGAAGAAGCUGACCGGCGCCCCCUAGAUCUGUGUCCCAUCUGUUUACGCAAGUUGCAAUGUGCUAUUGGCUUCAACAUUGUAGAAAGAUACCAAGCCCUGGUGAGGUGGAUUGAUGAUGAAUCUGCUGGCACGCCCCGAGUUACUCCGAAACAUAGUCAUGACGGUAAUGUGAAUUUGCCCAAACCUGUGGAAGCCUUUAAGGAGUGGAAAGAGUGGAUAAUAAAAUGCCUUGCUGUUGUCCAAAAAUAAGAACCUUCAAAUAGGAGUAAUUAAAAUCCUUGCACAUCAUGAUUGCUUUUGUAUGGAGUGCUUCAUUGGAAUAAACAAUUUACUGAUUCUGCCCUGUA
Myotis myotis is the source of this 1799-nucleotide messenger RNA. It is a transcript of the gene AMZ2, whose product is annotated as archaelysin family metallopeptidase 2. Gene Ontology annotation, biological process: proteolysis. The transcript is spliced from 9 exons. NCBI's taxonomy places the organism in Eukaryota, Metazoa, Chordata, Mammalia, Chiroptera, Vespertilionidae. The coding region runs from base 619 to 1701 and encodes 360 amino acids. Gene Ontology annotation, molecular function: metallopeptidase activity. The record is from RefSeq and is a predicted model, not a curated record.